AUGUUCGCGGAGCAGCUCGGCAGCACCAUGGAGGUAUACAUCGACGACAUGCUCGUCAAGUCGCAACGCACCGAGGAUCACAUCGGACACCUCCGCACUUGCUUCGACAGUCUCAACGAGCACGACAUGAAGUUGAACCCCACCAAGUGCACCUUCGCAGUCACCUCGGGAGAGUUCCUAGGAUACAUCGUCACGAAGAGAGGUAUCGAAGCGAACCCCAAGAAGAUAGCGGCCGUUCUGGAACUCCCCUGCUCCGAGGCAACAAAAGUUUCGAAUGAGGCCUUCCAGGAACUGAAGCUCUACCUCUCCACGCCCCCGGUCCCUCGAAAGCCCGAGCCCGGCGUGACGCUCUACCUGUACAUCUCGGUGUCCAGAUCGGCAGUCAGCGGCGUUCUCAUCCGAGAGGACAGAGGGGAUCAGAAGCCGAUGUUCCCCACGAACAAAACGGACCAACCGUCCGCUCCUCGGCACUAA
Microthlaspi erraticum is the source of this 474-nucleotide messenger RNA. NCBI's taxonomy places the organism in Eukaryota, Viridiplantae, Streptophyta, Magnoliopsida, Brassicales, Brassicaceae. The record is from the annotation of a GenBank genome assembly.